This is a messenger RNA of Zea mays, 4075 nucleotides long. RefSeq names its product probable ion channel POLLUX. Gene Ontology annotation, biological process: monoatomic ion transport. The record is from RefSeq and is a predicted model, not a curated record. Bases 603 to 3470 code for a protein of 955 amino acids. The transcript is spliced from 12 exons. Lineage: Eukaryota; Viridiplantae; Streptophyta; Magnoliopsida; Poales; Poaceae.
GUCGGCAUGAUUAUUUGUAACCACAAUCCGUCUAAACAACGGUCACAUCGGCUUCCCUCCCGCCCCCACCGUGGUGCGGUACUCCGGUGGUAUCUGGAUGCUCGCCGGCUGAACAACAGCGGCGCGAAGAUCUUGUGCUGUGGCCGUGGAUCCCGCAGGGACUGACGGACUGUGGAGAUAGGCCGGUAGGAGUGUAGGACCAAGUGGGUGUUCGAUGGGGCAGAGGCGCAGAGCGGCACGGGCGAUCACGCGAUCGGCCGCCUUUGCGGCCGCGCACGUGACUCCCGUGCGAUCGCCGCGCUGCCGUGCCGCCUGGUUGUGCCUCCUCCUGUUCGGCUUCGGCCGUUCCCUGCUUGAUCUCGACUUGCUGUAGCGGUUUACAGUUACGUGUGCCUCCAUUAGCUAAAGGCCAAACGGCUCCGCAUCGCGCGGUGGGUGUGUCUUACAGGUAGGGACGCUAAGAGGUGGCCCGCGGGUCAGAGUCGCUGGUGAAGUGGGGUUAGUGGGGGCGGGUAUGUAAUCAUCGCAGGGUUAAAGGGCCAUUUGGGUGUGGUUUAUUAUUACCACGAGGGGAGGGGAGCUCGAGCUCGCUGCUAGUGCUAAUGGCGGAGAGCGAUGGUGGCAGCGAGGCGCAGAGUCCGAGCCCUGAUCCAAGGUCCGGGGACGGGGCGAACCCUGACCCGCGCCCGCCGCGGCCGCAGCUCACCAAGUCGCGCACCAUCUCUGGUUCUGUUGCAGCCUCCAUAUUGGCCGCUGAUAGGGUAGCAGGAGGAGGAGGCGGAAGCGGCGGAGGCGGUCUAAGGGACAGCAUCCUCGUUCGCCGCUCCUCCACGGCGCCCCUCCCGCCGUAUACGGCGUCAGCGGCGGGGGCGUCCUCGGCGCCGCGGCGGCUCACCGUCGCCGUGGACGACCCCUCCUACGCGGCACCCAACGGCGGCGUGCUUGACCGGGACUGGUGCUACCCGUCGUUCCUAGGUCCGCACGCCUCGCGCCCCCGCCCGCCGCGGCAGCAGCAGACCGCGACGACUACCGAACGCCGAAGCGCUAACCCCACCGUGCCGGUGCCGCCGAGGGUGGCGGUGUCGCAGCGGGAGGAGGAGAAGAGCCUGGCCUCCGUGGUGAAGCGCCCGGCGCUGCUUGAGGAGCGGAGGACGCCUCCUCCUACGCUCCCGCCCCCACGCGCUCCGCGAUUUGAUCUCUCUCCGUAUCUCUCACUCCUGCUGGUCAUAACUAUCGCAAGCUCUACCCUCGCUGUUUGGCAAUGGAUAAAAGUUAUGGGCCUCCAGGAAAAGAUCAGAUCAUGCAGCGAGGCCAAUGCUGGGGACCGUGAUGGUACCGAGAAGGUGUCUUGGAUUGACAGGGACCAUGGCUCUGCUUUUUUUGGUUCGCGGAGAUGGAAUUUAGCUCAAUCUAGUACCAUCUUUGCUCUUGCAAUUCCUUUGUUUCUGUUUAAGUACAUUGAUCUGCUCCGACGCAGACAAACAAAUUCCAUGAGAGGAAGAAGUGGUGAGGAAGAAGUACCUCUCAAGAAGAGGAUCGCCUACAAAGUUGAUGUGUUCUUCUCAGGACACCCAUAUGCCAAGCUUCUUGCCCUCCUAUUAGCCACCAUAAUUCUCAUUGCUUUGGGUGGAAUUGCGCUGUAUGUUGUUAGUGGAAGUGGAUUCCUGGAGGCUCUCUGGCUUUCCUGGACUUUUGUGGCAGAUUCUGGAAACCAUGCCGACCAGAUUGGCUUGGGGCCGAGGAUUGUAUCCGUGUCAAUUAGCUCUGGAGGCAUGCUGGUGUUUGCCACAAUGCUUGGGCUUGUGUCAGAUGCAAUAUCAGAGAAGGUGGAUUCUUGGCGCAAGGGAAAAAGUGAGGUGAUAGAGAUCAACCACAUACUAAUCCUCGGAUGGAGUGAUAAGCUGGGCUCUCUUCUGAAGCAGCUAGCUAUAGCAAACAAGAGUAUUGGUGGUGGUGUAGUUGUUGUUCUAGCUGAAAGGGACAAGGAAGAGAUGGAGAUGGACAUAGCAAAGUUAGAAUUUGACUUCAUGGGAACAUCUGUAAUAUGCAGGAGUGGCAGUCCUCUAAUUCUAGCAGACUUGAAGAAGGUUUCUGUUUCUAAAGCACGGGCCAUUAUUGUUUUAGCAUCUGAUGAAAACGCAGACCAAAGUGAUGCACGGGCAUUGCGUGUUGUGCUGAGUCUGACUGGAGUCAAGGAGGGUCUAAGAGGCCAUGUUGUUGUAGAGAUGAGUGAUCUUGAUAAUGAACCUUUAGUGAAACUGGUUGGUGGUGAACUAAUUGAAACAGUUGUUGCCCAUGACGUGAUUGGACGUCUGAUGAUACAAUGUGCACUCCAACCUGGCCUUGCACAGAUAUGGGAAGACAUAUUGGGAUUUGAAAAUGCAGAGUUUUAUAUUAAGCAAUGGCCAGAAUUGGAUGGCAUGCGGUUUGGGGAUGUGUUGAUCUCAUUUCCUGAUGCCGUACCUUGUGGAGUCAAGGUUGCUUCAAAAUCUGGAAAGAUCUUGAUGAAUCCUGAUGAUGGUUAUGUUUUAAGAGAAGGAGAUGAGGUCCUUGUUAUUGCAGAAGAUGAUGAUACUUAUGCUCCUGCCCCUCUACCAGAGGUGAAUAAGGGUUUUCUGCCUAACAUACCAACCCCUCCCAAAUAUCCAGAGAAAAUUUUGUUCUGUGGUUGGCGCCGUGACAUCCAUGAUAUGAUAAUGGUUCUGGAAGCAUUUCUUGCUCCAGGUUCUGAAUUAUGGAUGUUCAAUGAAGUGCCGGAGAAGGAGAGGGAGAUAAAACUGACUGACGGUGGUUUGGAUAUAGGCGGGUUAAUAAACAUUAAACUUGUACAUAAAGAAGGCAAUGCUGUUAUCAGGCGACACUUGGAAAGCUUGCCUCUGGAGACAUUUGACUCUAUUUUAAUUCUUGCAGAUGAGUCAGUAGAGGACUCCAUUGUACAUUCUGAUUCGCGUUCUUUGGCCACACUUCUUCUUAUUCGUGACAUUCAGUCUAAGCGUCUCCCAUCGAAGGAGCUGAAGUCACCUCAUCGUUACAAUGGCUUCUCUCACAGUGCCUGGAUUAGAGAAAUGCAACAUGCAUCAGACAAAUCUAUAAUCAUCAGCGAAAUACUUGAUUCUAGAACAAGAAACCUUGUAUCUGUCUCCAAAAUCAGCGAUUAUGUUCUAUCAAAUGAGCUUGUAAGUAUGGCACUAGCAAUGGUAGCGGAAGACAAACAAAUAAACAGAGUUCUUGAAGAACUUUUUGCUGAGGAGGGAAAUGAGAUGUGCAUUCGGUCUGCUGAAUUUUACCUUUAUGAGCAAGAGGAAUUGAGUUUCUUUGAUAUUAUGGUUAGGGCGCGUGAGAGAGAUGAGAUUGUGAUUGGCUACCGUCUUGCUAACACCGACCAGGCUAUCAUUAACCCAGAAUAUAAGUCUCAGAUUAGGAAGUGGUCACUAGAUGAUGUCUUUGUUGUCAUCUCAAAAGGUGACUAAUUUUCAGGAGCGUCACUUUUUUGUGUAAGUGUAUAUUCUAAUGCUAAUCCGUGCUAAUUGAAAUGAUAACCGGUCAAACAUACUGUAAAGUACAGUCCUGAUCCAAACAGUCAGCUAUGUACAUGUUAAAUUGUAGCAUUCAACCAAUCUUGGCACAAAACAAUUCCCUGUCCGCGACUGAAAAUUUGCUAAAUUUGUCGUAGCAAAUGAUACUACCUCCGUUCCCGAAUAUUUGUCGUCCGCUUGCUUAUUUUUAAACUAAAAUGCAACAAAUAAAAAAGAACGGAGGGAGUACAAUAAAGCACUUUGGAAGAGGUAACUUGUACUCCUUUGAAUUUCACAUUAAUUAUCAAAUUCCAAUGCAGUUAAUGGUGUAGACAUGCAGCUGUCCUAUUGAGCCUACAUGCGGUUAGUGCUGCACCCUCGUUUUUCUUUCAGUAGUUGUCGAAUCGGAAUCAGAAUAGUUCCAUUAUGCGUCUGAUGCAGAUUGUGCAGAUUGUUAUCGUCAGACACACCUAGAUAUUGGCAGUGUUGAUGUGUAAUAUUUUGAGAGCAGCAUAUGAUGCUAUACCUUACGUGGAAAUAUAUGUUGCAGUUUCAUGGCA